AAAACAAUGGGAAGGUCUCCUUGCUGCGACAAGCUCGGGAUGAAGAAAGGGCCAUGGACUCCUGAAGAAGACAUCAUUCUUGUUUCUUACAUUCAGCAACAUGGCCCUGGAAAUUGGAGGGCUGUUCCUACAAACACUGGGCUGAUGAGGUGCAGCAAGAGCUGCCGUCUCCGGUGGACUAACUAUCUCCGGCCGGGGAUCAAACGUGGAAAUUUUACUGAGGAUGAAGAAAGGAUGAUCAUCCAUCUCCAAGCUCUUCUUGGCAACAGGUGGGCUGCCAUAGCUUCUUACCUUCCUCAGAGGACUGACAACGACAUCAAGAACUACUGGAACACUCACCUGAGGAAGAAGGUGCCCAACGGCGGCGACAGGGCGGUUUCCGACGGCGGCGGCGGCGGUAAAUCGGCGUCGAAGGGGCAGUGGGAGAGGAAGCUCCAGACGGACAUAAACAUGGCGAGACAGGCUUUAUGCGAGGCACUGUCACUGGACAAGUCCGGUCCUAAUUCCGGCCUGUUUUCUGUCUCCGGCGCCGGCCAUCUUUCUGCUGUGGCUGCACCGAUUCUGGCGCCGGCGCCGGCGCCGUCGACGACCUCGACGACGUCGUACGCUUCGAGCGCUGAGAACAUCGCGCGACUGCUGGAGAAUUGGGCGAAGAAAACUCCGAAUUCGCCGGUGGAGAGCAGCCAGGGAAGCUCUCUGAACAGCUGUCUGAAUUCUUCCAUUAAUUCUGAGGUGUCUUUUGGUGGUAAGGAGAGUAAUGGGAAUCUGGUGGGGUCUGGAGCUGAGAACGUCUUGGGGAAGACGACGGCUGUUGGUGGCGCUGCGGCGGCAGCGGCGGCGGCGGCGGCGGUUCUGGAUGAGACCGAAAUGCCCCUGAGCCUGCUGGAGAAAUGGCUGUUUGAGGAGGGGAAUGGGCAGGGGCAAGAUGGGGAUUUCAUGGACCUGGAAUUGGGCACUGCUGAUUUGUUCUAAAGAAAGUUUGGGGUUUCUUGAGAACAACUGGGCAGUGUUGCAAUUAGUAUUUUUAUUUUAUUUUUUAUUUGGGGUGGGGAAAUUAUAGGUAUAAUUAAAAAAAAAAUAAUGUUCCUUGUAUGGGAAAUUAGAAGAUGUAAUUAAUUUUAUUACUGGGAAUUAAUUAUGUCGGGGAUUUGGGGAAUAAUUUGGACUUGCAUUGAGUGAUUGUACCUUGUGCAUCGUUUGGUGUACCUUGGGAAUUUAGGGUUUAAUUUUUUUA
Andrographis paniculata is the source of this 1234-nucleotide messenger RNA. Its product is annotated as myb-related protein 306-like. Gene Ontology annotation, biological process: response to auxin. The record is from RefSeq and is a predicted model, not a curated record. The coding region runs from base 7 to 972 and encodes 321 amino acids. NCBI's taxonomy places the organism in Eukaryota, Viridiplantae, Streptophyta, Magnoliopsida, Lamiales, Acanthaceae. The transcript has 3 exons.